Didymodactylos carnosus is the source of this 3414-nucleotide messenger RNA. Lineage: Eukaryota; Metazoa; Rotifera; Eurotatoria; Philodinida; Philodinidae. The record is from the annotation of a GenBank genome assembly.
AUGGCACAACCACGAUCACGUAUUUCAUCGAUAAAUACAACACCUGACUCAGACAAUGAUAAUAACUGUUGGAAUAAUAAUGUAACAAAAUCGAAUCGACGUUUAUCCGACAGUAAUAAUAUAAAUAAUGAUCGAAAAAAUGUAAAUAUUGUUCGUGUAUUGAAAAAGUUUUUUUAUGGAAAACAAAAACUAUCGACAGCACAUUUAAAUGAUGAAGAUGUUGAUUUAUCACCAACAACUCCGUUAAAUGAAUCACAGAUGAACAAUUAUUCACAACAAUAUCCCUUGUUUAUAUAUCCUUGCUUACAAUAUGAAAAGCAUGCUAAAUUUUCUGGUGAAUUAUUGUUUCAGUGGUUAACGAUUAGUUUUGAAAAUCAGAAUUCUUUUACUGAAAAUUUUAUAAAAGAAAUUAUUAAACAAUGUUGUACAUGCUUAUUAGCACUUGGUGUUUUAAAAUUAGAUGAUCCAAAUAUGGAUGAAGAUAAUCAACACAUGUUUAAUGUACAAAAUUUGUACAGUUGGACAACACAUAAUAAUAAUGAACACGAACAUAUUGAUCAAACGUCAACAACAAUGGAAGCUGAUACAACCGUUGUUGAUCAUCAAAAAAGUUCAUUACCAACUAUUUAUGAUAUACUGAGUUUAAAAACUCUUUUAUACCAUCAGAGUCAUCAAGCGACACAAACGGAAUUUGACAAUGAAAAACCUUUAAGGAUUCGAAAUAAUUUGUUAUUAACAACCAUGAAUAAUGGAGGAAUAAUUGCAAAGAAAACAUCACGUUCAAAUUCAUUACCUAAUUAUAUUUAUUUUCAACAACAAGAACGCUGUUUACAUCCUAAUCAAAAAUCAUUAUCAACAACCGAACAAUUACCAUUGUUAGUUCCUGUUCAACAGCAAAAACAAGAACAAUCUUUGGUUCCACGUUUACAACUUCAUUCAUUACUUACACGUGGAAAAUCAUUGGAUUAUUAUUUAUCAAGAAGUAAACGUUAUUUAAAACGAGAUGAAUUAUCAGUGUUAUUCACAAUGUUAGUUACACCACCUACAUCGGCAACAUACAAUAACGACAACGAUCGUCCACGUUUAUAUGCUUUAACUGCUCCACAAAAUCGUGAUAGUGUCCGUUCAAAUAUGAACGUAUUAAAGUGUUGCAGUAAUACAUUACCAAAUUCAAUUACAACGGGAAAAAAUUCGAUUGCACCUAUUUCUUCAAUUGUCAGAUUGGAAAAUAGUGAAAAUAAAAUACCAGAGCAAACAAAAUCAAUAGCAGCAAAUAAAAUUGUAUCUCAUCGUAAUAAAAAAAACACCACAAUAGUAACAACAACGAAUGGAAUAAAACGACAACAAUCAAAAACAAAAUCAGACAAUAAAAAGACUUGUUUCGUAGAUAAUAAUGAUAUUCAUAAUGUAAUGAAUAAUUUAUUAGACUCAAUUGAAGAGACGAUUAAAACGGUAUCAUCGCCACCUUCGUCGAUGACUCAAGAUGAAAUAAACGUUCACACAUCUGAUAUUGUCUCGGAAGUAGUAGAAAAUCAAAACACUGUUAAAACAACUGAUGAAAAAGAACAAAAUGAUGUUGAAUAUGUGAAUCCUUGUAAACAUCAAUCAAUUUGUCCAUCGGUGCCUCCGGUCGUUACCGUUUCAUUCAUUCCACCUCCUCCAGCACCGCCUCCCUUUUUUUCCUCAUUGAUACCACCACCCCCUCCUUUCCCAAAUUUUUCUUAUUCUAUUCCUCCAGCACCACCAAUGAUGAUGGGUAAUGGUCCACCACCGCCACCCCCACCCCCACCGCCACUUGCUCCAUUUAUGAGUCAAAAUCAAAAUGGUUCAGUCAUUCCUCCACCGCCACCAUUCUUUCCUAAUUCUCUUGGUAAACCUAUUCUACCAUUCAAAAAACCCAAUCGCCGGAUAUAUGAUCCUCAAAAAGAUGUCAAACCAUUAUAUUGGAAUAAAAUUGUCUUGAAUGUAAAUCAUUCUGAUGCCAUUUGGUUAAAUAUUGAAGAACCAACAUUUGAUGAAGAUUCAUUAGCAAAGAUGUUUGAAAAACCUGUUAUUAACUCAUCAAAAAAGGCACCACCAGCCGAUCAACAUUCUACUACACUAUCAACAAAAUCUUCCACUGGAAAAGAAACUAUUAAACUUUUGGACGAAAAGCGUUCUCGUGCAAUUGGUAUAUUUAUUUCAUCUCGACAUUUGGAUGUACAAACAAUAAAAGACUAUUUGCUAAAAUGCGAUACAUCAUGUAUGAAUAUUGAAACGUUAACGGGUGUAUAUAAUAAUCAACCAACUGACGAUGAAAUUCAGUUAUUAGAACCAUAUUUAAAUGAUAAUCAAGCACUAGAUAAACCGGAACUAUUUUUGACUGGUUUAUUAAAAAUUCCUUGCAUGUCUGAUCGUUUACAUUGUCUCGUAUUCGAAAUAUCCUUCAAUGAAACAUUGAGUUCAAUUGAUGCACAAUUAAAUACAUUAUUAACAGCGUGUGAUGAACUAAUACAUUCAACGUCAUUAAAACAAUUAUUGGGUCUCAUAUUGGCUAUUGGAAAUUUUCUGAAUGCUAAAAAUAAUUCGCGUGGAUGUGCAGACGGUUUCGGUUUAAAUAUUCUGCCAACAUUAAAAGAUGUUAAAACAAAAGAUAAUUGCUCGACAUUAUUAAAUUAUCUAGCGGAACAAUAUAUUAAACAAUUUCAAAUGAAAAAACUAAAUGCAUUUACCAAUAUGGGCAACGAUUUAAUCAGCAGUUCAAACGAAUCUCUAACCACUGCUCCAUUACGAUCAAAAUCUCAAUUAUCUCCAACAUUAACCAAAACAAAUAUGCCAAAUAUUACAAAAUUUCAAUUACCUGUACCCGAACCAUCAGAUCUGUUAACUGCAUCAAAUGUUAAUUUUGAUGAAAUUGAACGAUGCAUUGAAAAUUUACGUACUAAAUUAAAUGAAUGUCAACGACGUGCUGAUUUAGUUAAAGAUGAAUUAGAUAAAAAUUUUGAACAACACGAUGAUGAUGAUCGAUUUUGUCAACAUGUAACAACAUUUCUAAUUAAAGCACGACAAGAACACAGUGAAACAAAUAAACAAUUUAAAAAAGCAAAAUCUCGAUUUCAUGAUACAUGUAAAAAAUUUUGUAUUAAAGCAAUAACAACAUCAUCGACAAACUCUUCUUCUACUCCAUCGACAAAUAAUGAUGAAAUGGAUCCAAAAGAAUUUUUUAAAUUAUGGCACGGAUUUUGUAAUGAUUUUAAAGAUGCAUGGACAAAAGAAAAAGCAAAAUUACUUAAAAAUAGAAAUAUCCAGUCGUCCGAGAAAAAGACUCAAGAUACUCCCGAUAGAACAAAAAUUCAAACUUUAAUUGAUAAACGUGUAAACAAUCGUGGUUUAACACCAGACAAAUUUACGUUAAAAAAACGUUCACAAUCGUGA